Messenger RNA from Ruditapes philippinarum (Manila clam), 1154 nucleotides. Its product is annotated as protein LZIC-like. The coding region runs from base 162 to 734 and encodes 190 amino acids. Gene Ontology annotation, molecular function: beta-catenin binding. The transcript has 6 exons. The record is from RefSeq and is a predicted model, not a curated record. NCBI's taxonomy places the organism in Eukaryota, Metazoa, Mollusca, Bivalvia, Venerida, Veneridae.
AUAAGCUGUAUCGUUCAAACUUCAACUUUCACUUUUCAUAAAAUAAACAUUCGAAAAUCACGCAUUACAUUGACAGAUGGUAUUGAUUCAGUAAACAGAGGAGUACAGAAGAUUUAUUGGAUAAACAUAAGAUAAUAUAGAAAGACAUACCAGCAUAUAAAAUGGCAUCAAGAGGCAGGCAGGAGACGUCAAAGUUAAAGUCAAACUUAGAGGAACAGCUUGAGAGAUUGAUGCAGCAGCUGACUGACCUGGAGGAAUUAAAGGAAGACCUUGACGAUGAGGAAUAUGAAGAUACCAAGAAUGAUACCAUAGAACAAUUAAAGGAGUUUAAAGAGUCCCUAGAUAAAAUGAUGGGUGGAGAUUUAAGUUUGGUGGAUGAGUUAAACAGUAUGCAACUGGCAAUCCAAGCAGCUAUUUCCGAAGCUUUUAAAACACCAGAGGUUAUUAGAAUGUUUGCCAAGAAGCAGCCUGGACAAUUACGUGAUAGAUUAGCAGAAAUCCAAAGAGAUGAAAAGAUUGGUAAAAUACCCAAAAGUCAGGCCGUAGGCCAGUCAGUAGAAAUUUUAACAGCACUUAAGAAAUUGGGAGAAACCCUAUCUCCUGAAGAAGAAGCCUACCUACAAAGUAACUCUAGUGCCAGUUUAAAGGAGUUUGAAAAAGUUUCUGAAAACCUAGCAUCUGGUGACAAAGUGUUAGCAGUUGCCGGGAGUCAAGUUCAACAAGCCAACAAAUAAACCUUACCACAAAAUUAGUGCAUCACUAUUCAGAAAAUAAGAAGAAAUACUCACCUCUCAUAAGCAGUCAACCUGAAAUAAGCAGCCAUAUUCCGUAAUCCCUUUCAUAUACUGCCCCUGUAUUUGCUUAGAUUGUUUUAUGAGCCUACUAUACAGCUGCAAUAAUGGAUUCCAAAUGCCUACAGUAUAUGUUUAUACAUGUAGGAUAUAGCAUGCCUGUUUUAGUGCUUGCAAUUUCAACAGACAAAAGUUUUACAUUAAUUUUAGUAAUUUGUGAGAUUUAUAUAAGUAUUUUGUGAGUAAGAACCCUGAAAAUAACCAAGAAGAAGACCACAAUGAAAUCAGUACAAACAUGUAUCAUUUUAGACAUAAUAUUUAGUGCUAAUGCACCAAGUUUCAUGAUUUAGUUUGAAAUUUUAG